AUGGGACAGUCCACGUCCGUCCACGAGGACAAGCGGAAGCAGCGCGCGCGCCGAGUCAUUGGCACGUUCAUGGACUUUGGAACGCACCUGACGAACGCCAACGAGUGGGCCCAGAGCUGUGCAACGCCCAAGAACUGCUACUUGUCGUUCCGCAUCGUCAUCGACCGCAACACGUCAGCAGAGCUGCUGCCGUACGUCUGGCGACUCCGCGACAAGGUGGUCGUUGAAGUGCGCAAGAUGCGACGGCCGGUCGCGCACUCGCUGGACGCAGCGGCCGUGCGCGACCGGACGUGCGCCGAGACGAUUGGCCCGGCCAAGGCGUUGACGGUUGCCCAGUUUUACUACGUGUACUGCUUUCUGGCAGACGUCCAGGCGUGCGCUGCUCACACGGUGCGCUUUCCCGAUUCGAGUCAAAGUGCGGAGGACGCGGACUUUGACGAGACCGAGUGCCAGAUCUGUAUGGACAGGAAGAAACAGGUGGCGCUGCCGUGCGGCCACAGUUUCUGCCUCGGCUGUUUCCAGCACUGGAGCACGCAGAGCCCCACGUGUCCCAUCUGCCGCGCGCCGUUCGAGUGCUCGGAAGGCGACGAGUUGUGGCCGCUGACGUCGAACGAAGUGGAAGACCUCGACGCGUACGCAACGGACCUGGUCGCGCGCAUCUACGAGUACCUGGACAAGCGCAGCACGUCGAGCCGAACGGAAGCGGACGUCAAGCGGUCUGCGGCGCUCUAUACGGCUGCGAUUGCUGUGAAGCAGACGCCGCUGCGCAAGUUUGUGCACGCGGACUUGUUCCCGACGGCGCUGCCGCUCGGGUUUCCCUUUGGGCUGCGCAGUGGGGUCCAUCUCGCGACGGACAUUGACACCGACCUGAUGCUCGCGCUCGAAGUGGCGUCGGGCGAAGAUCAGCACGCGGCGAUGCAGCACUUUGCGCAGGUUCGGCAGGACGAGCGACUUGCACUGGCGAUGGCUGGAGAGGAAGAGGCGGGAGAGAGUCCGAACGAGUCGUGA
Molecule: messenger RNA, 1008 nt
Organism: Hyaloperonospora brassicae
Lineage: Eukaryota; Oomycota; Peronosporomycetes; Peronosporales; Peronosporaceae
Source: the annotation of a GenBank genome assembly